AUGCCGGAAAGAGCGACCAUAAGUGAAAGUAAAGUAAGAUCAGAAUCUCAAAAGGGGAAAAGGGCUGUUGCAGAAAGUAAUGAGAGCAACGUCUCUGGAAAGUCAGCAAAGGAGGAAAGAUCCACGGAUAGGAGUAAGAAAGGACAAAAAACAGAGAAGGAAAGUGCGAGGAAGGAGAAGGGGCAGCCGAAGAAGAAGGGGCUGAUGCACGCAGGAUGA
Messenger RNA from Linum trigynum, 219 nucleotides. The record is from the annotation of a GenBank genome assembly. Lineage: Eukaryota; Viridiplantae; Streptophyta; Magnoliopsida; Malpighiales; Linaceae.